This is a messenger RNA of Malassezia vespertilionis, 3462 nucleotides long. RefSeq lists its product as uncharacterized. Gene Ontology annotation, cellular component: mitochondrion; nucleus. The transcript has 5 exons. Bases 1 to 3462 code for a protein of 1153 amino acids. The record is from RefSeq and is a predicted model, not a curated record. Gene Ontology annotation, molecular function: metalloendopeptidase activity; DNA ligase (ATP) activity; ATP binding. NCBI's taxonomy places the organism in Eukaryota, Fungi, Basidiomycota, Malasseziomycetes, Malasseziales, Malasseziaceae. Gene Ontology annotation, biological process: DNA repair; lagging strand elongation; CAAX-box protein processing.
AUGGCAAAGCAGCGUACGCUGGAAUCACUAUUUAACGGAACGCAAGAGGAAGUGCCUAAUAAGCGCGUGCGUGUUGAAGAAGAUGAGGAAAAGGUGGCCGCUACAGAGACGGCAGCUGUGGUGCAAAGCACCGUGCAGCGUGCACAGACCCAUACCAACUUAAAACAAGGCACCCCUAUCCCGUAUUCAAUGCUCGUGGAUAUGUUUGUGAAGGUAGAAGCGACCACAAAACGUCUUGAAAUUCUGCAGUAUGUGACCAGUCUUUUUGUUGAUGUGAUUGCGCACUGCACAAAAAAUGGCGACGCGACAGAGGCGAGUGCAAAUUUGCUCUACGCUGUCUACCUGUGUAUAAAUCGACUGUGCCCUGACUAUGAAGGCUUGGAGAUUGGUAUUGGCGAAGGUCUUUUGGUCAAAGCCAUUGCUCAAAGCACGGGGCGCGAGAUUGCGCGGAUUAAGAAGGAUUUGGAAGCUAAAGGCGAUUUGGGUCUGGUCGCGCUGGCGUCCCGGAAGAAUCAGCCUACAAUGUUUCAUGCACAGAAGCUUACGCUUCCGUUUGUCUUUAAGCAGCUGAAAGAAAUUGCAAAGGCAAGCGGGAACAAGUCGCAGGACAAGAAACUCGGGAUUAUCAAGCGCCUUUUGGCGGCCUGUGCGGGCGAUGAGAGCAAAUACUUGAUCCGCAGUCUCGAAGGGAAACUUCGGAUUGGCCUUGCGGAAAAGACGGUGCUGGUUGCUCUAGCACAUGCCGUGAUUUUGGCGAAGCUUGGCGAGGAGGCCGAAUCCGUGCCGAAAGAAGAGCUGGCCGCGGCGCUGGAGAGUGGCACGACGAUUGUCAAGGCCGUGUUCAGCGAGCUUCCAUCGUACGAUCUUCUCAUCCCUGCUUUGCUGGAGCACAGCUUGGAUAGUCUGCAAGAGCGGCUGCGUCUCACGCCUGGUAUUCCACUAAAACCAAUGCUCGCAAAACCGACCAAGGAGAUCGGAGAAGUGCUGGAUCGCUUCGAAGAAAAAGUAUUUACGUGCGAAUUCAAGUAUGAUGGAGAGCGCGCACAGGUGCAUGGCUAUCCCAACAAGGAUGGAAAACUGGAACUGCGUGUUUUUAGCAGAAACUCGGAGGACAUGAGUAUGAAAUACCCGGAUUUGGUCGUCCAAGUGCCACACAGUCUGCGUGAUGCGGUAGAAAGCUUUGUGCUUGAUGCAGAGGCUGUCGCAUGGGAAUCUACCGCUGGCGAUGACGAGAAUGGUACGGAAGGACGACUCCUUCCCUUCCAAGAGCUGAGCCGGAGGAAGCGGAAAGAUGUCAGGGCGGAGGAUAUCAAGGUCAAAGUGAAGCUGUUUGCCUUUGAUCUCCUGUUUUUGAAUGGAAAGCCUCUUUUGCACAAGGAAAUGGACGAACGUCGUGCAUUGUUGAUGAAGCAUUUCCAGCCAGUGCAAUGUGAGUUUGGGUAUGCCACGCACCGAGACUGCACUACAGUCGAGGAAAUACAAACUUUUUUGGACGAGAGUGUAAAGAGCGGGUGCGAAGGACUCAUGGUCAAAAUGCUUAAAGGCCCUGAUUCAACCUAUGAGCCCAGUCGUCGCUCCAUCAAUUGGCUGAAGAUCAAGAAAGACUAUCUCUCUGGUACAGGCGACAGCUUGGACCUUGCCGUGAUUGGCGGCUAUUACGGCAAAGGCAAGCGUACAAAUGUCUAUGGCGCGUUCCUUUUGGCAUGCUACGAUGAUGAGCAGGAGGCAUACCAGAGCAUCUGCAAGAUCGGCACGGGAUUUUCUGAAGCCGACUUGGAAGCGCACUAUAACAACCUCAAACCCCUGGAAAUCGAGACUAAAAAGGGGUACUACGACGUCGGCGAGGCCAAACCGGACGUAUACUUCGAACCAAGAGUGGUGUGGGAGGUCCUCACAGCGGACUUGUCAUUGAGUCCUGUGUACACUGCUGCAAAAGGCAUGAUCGAUGCGCGCGGUAUUUCGCUGCGCUUUCCCCGGUUUAUUCAUUCACCUGCUGUGCCUUGGAAGCAACUUGUCACUGGCUUGUUAUGGGCAGUUUAUCUUUUUGAACUUUUUAUUUCUCUCCGGCAGUACCAGCUGUAUGCCAAGCCAACGCCGCCGAAAGCGCUCGUCCCGUACGUGUCGAUGGAGACGUUUCAGAAAAGUCAGGCCUAUGGACGGGACAAGGCACGGUUCUCAAUUAUCAGUGAUGCCUGCUCGCACUUGUUCAAUUUAUUUAUGGUGUCGUGUGACAUCUAUGCUUGGGCUUGGGUAUGGAGCGGCGCCCUGUUGGCGCUUUUUGGCGCGCCGCAAAAUGAGCUGACCCAAUCGGCGAUGUGGGUGAUUGUCACUACAGCAAUUCGCGAAGUGGAAUCCAUUCCUCUGAGUUUAUACCGCAACUUUGUUAUUGAGGAGCGCCAUGGUUUCAAUAAGCUGACGCUAUCAACGUAUGUCGCCGAUACGAUCAAAGAAUGGGUCAUGGGCAUUAUUAUUGGAGCACCGCUUACUGCAUUGCUAGUCGCAGUGAUACGAUGGGCGGGUGACUAUUUUGUCAUGUACACCGUGUUUCUGUUUACCGCGAUUGCGCUAUUUGGUAAUGUUAUUUACCCCGUCCUUAUUCAGCCGCUAUUCAACAAGCUUACACCUCUUCCUGAUGGCGCGCUGCGCGACCGUGUCAUGGCGCUUGCACUUGCACUCAACUUUCCGCUCAAGGACUUGUAUGUAAUCGACGGAAGUAAGCGCAGUGGCCACUCAAAUGCGUACUUCUACGGCAUCAUUCCAGGUGGAAAUAAACAUAUUGUGAUUUACGACACGUUAAUCGAGAAGUCUACUCCAGAAGAGAUUGAAGCUGUUCUGGCGCAUGAAUUAGGCCAUUGGGCACACUCAGACCCUUCUAAACUGCUGGUAUUGAUGCAGGCCAACAUGGUUUUGAUGCUCAGUCUCUUCACCUUGUUUAUUCACAAUGCGUCCCUCUUCCGUGCUUUUGGAUUCCAACUUGGCGUUGGUACGAGCAAUGCGCCCGUCACAGAGUCGUAUCUCCCUGUGCUUGUUGGCUUGGAGCUAUUCCAGCUGGUGUUUAACCCGACCGAUGCUGUGCUCAAGUUUGCGAUUAACGCAUUUGUGCGCCACAUUGAGUAUGCUGCGGAUCGUUUUGCGGCAAACUUGGCACGCCCGUUCCCUACGCCAUCGCAGCUAGAGGCUGAGCGGCUGUUGAAGGGUGAUAUGUCUCUUUCGGAAAAGCCCGACGCCACUGUGCUCGACUGGGUCGAACGAUUGAACAAGACUGACCCCGUUUCAGGCGAAAUUGUCGUCAGCGAACAGGCGCAGUAUACCGAGCUUUUAGGCCGCUCCCUAGUCAAGCUUCAUAUUCAGAACCUUUCGUCCAUGUACCACGAUCCCCUUUACAGUGCCUAUCAUUACUCGCAUCCGACCUUAACAGAGCGCCUCAUUGCGCUAGACAAGAUUGUUUCUAAAGCGAAGUAG